UACGGUCUUGCGGGGUACACGGCCUGCACACUCUUGCUGUGGGCCAGACCAAACUGGCAAUCCCUCCGCCGACGCCGCUCCCACCAAGGCACCACCAGCUCGCCAGCUCCGCCGAUCCCGGAUCCCGCCGCCAUGGAGGGGGAGGAGGGCCCUGGCGCGGACAUGGAGUCUCUCAUCCGCCGCCUGAGACUCCACCGCCCGGCUCCCUCCCCGUACGAGCCCUCCGACGCGGUGGCCCCCGCUCCCAGCGCCGGCGCCGGCGAGCUGUUCCGGCCGCAGAGAGCUGCCGUGCUGGUCUGCCUCUUCCGGGGCGCCACCGGCGAGCUCCGCGUCAUACUCACCAAGCGCUCCUCCUCCCUCUCCACGCACUCCGGGGAAGUUGCAUUACCAGGUGGAAAGGCUGAGGAGGGCGAUGCUGAUGAUGCAGCAACAGCAUUAAGGGAGUCAAAAGAGGAGAUUGGGCUUGAUCCAGCCCUGGUUACCAUCGUUACAUAUCUUGAACACUUCUUGUCCAAACAUCUUCUGGUAGUUGUUCCUGUUAUUGGCAUACUGUCAGACAUACAAGCGUUUAAACCUGUUCUUAAUGUUGCCGAGGUGGAUGAAAUUUUCGAUGUUCCCCUGGAGAUGUUCCUCAAGGAUGAGAACCGGACCUCUGAUGAGCUAGAAUGGAUGGGGCAGCCAUUCACACUCCAUCACUUCACUUAUCAGAAAGGAGAUGAGAAGUACAUAAUCUGGGGCCUGACUGCCGGCAUCCUGAUCCAUGCUGCUUCAGUUGUAUACCAGCGACAACCGGACUUUCCUGAGAAAAGAGCACAGUUCAACUUGCCGAAGUACUCAAAGGAGUGUUGUUCCAUGCCAUCAUCAGGACCUGUGAAACACUAAUGUAUACACCAGACUUGUGCAUAGGAAGUUGUAUAGUCGAAGGGGAGUGCAAAAUCAUAUUCUUCCACAUGAUUUGUAUUCUUUUCAAAAGUGAAAUGAUAAGGUAACGGUAUUACUGACUAUAAAGAACAAUGUAUUAAUAUCAGAGUACACAGCUGAUUGUCCCGCUGAUGCGAACAAAGCACAUGCUCUAAUGAAAUUUGAUUGCAUGCAAGUUAGGCUGUA
Molecule: messenger RNA, 1107 nt
Organism: Panicum virgatum (switchgrass)
Lineage: Eukaryota; Viridiplantae; Streptophyta; Magnoliopsida; Poales; Poaceae
Product: nudix hydrolase 15, mitochondrial-like
Exons: 5
Coding region: 133-882 (249 amino acids)
Biological process (GO): coenzyme A catabolic process
Molecular function (GO): coenzyme A diphosphatase activity; acetyl-CoA hydrolase activity
Source: RefSeq, a predicted model, not a curated record